CGUGAUCCCACGCGUCUUCGCCAUGCACUUCAUCCGCUCUCAACCACGUCCUUAGCGGGCUACGGUAACCAGCUCGUCUCGCCCAUAUCUGCUGUGUCCAUGGCUUCCUCUCAUGUGCAGACGAUACACACGCCUGGCAGCGCCAUCCUGCCGUAUAAUCCGCAGGAAUGGGUAGCGUCGCCAGCAGUCAUGGCGGCGACAGAGCGACCUCUGCCGUUUGUGGGCAGCGAAGCACAGGGUGGGGAUUCUUUUCAUUCUUCCUCGUUGAUACUAUUCCUAGACAGCUCUCCCCCUCCCCCGCCGCCAUACACUCCCAGGAGAAACAUGCAGCAGCCUCGUCCCGUCAGUAUGGCUUUCGACUACGCUCCGGCGCAAGUGGCCGCUACUCCUCCUUCGCGCUUCUCUAACAUGCUGGGUCACCGGCCUUCUCCCGAGCCACCGGCUGCUGCUACCCGCUCAUUUCCUCCUCCGCCCGGUGCGAGUGGUAGGGGAAGUUCUCGAGAGCGCCUCUUUGCGCUGGCAUCCUUAGGGAGACGGAGAGACACCGAUUCAGCCAACUCCCCAGAGCCGGCUCACCAUAUCCCCGGGUCUAGACGGAGCGUUGGACCUGCUUUGUUCCAUGCUCUAGAGCAAGAACGAGCCGCAGCUACAUCUGCCAUCAGUGUUGACCCAUUUCCCCCGGCAUCCCGUAGAGCUGCCUCCACAGGCGCCAUCGAUACGCCAACAUCUGCUCGCUCACGGUCUACUUCUCAGACGAGAUGGGAGCCUGGCAUGCCACUUCCUCCGCCCCCGCCUGGCCCACCUCCGCCUUCGUCGAGCAGAUCGCAAAGCGUACAGAGCAUGGACAGAAACAGCGUGCCCAUUAUUUCUCCACCAACUCGCAGGCCUCCCCCUUCUGGUAUAUCAUCUCUGGGACCCGUUCCCCCAACACCUGCCGACUGGGUUGACAGUGACACGCCACCUUCCGCUCGGCCUCAGACCCAACCGGUAAAAGGCCGAUCUCCCAACCUGACAAUUGAUACAACGAGCGCGAGCAAUCCUAGCGAACCCAUAGAACCGCCCCUGAAUUCUUCGGGCAGCGCAAGUGGUUUGAACCGCGCCAAGGCCGUGCGUCACGACAAGACCAUCUUACAGAGGAGAAGCGAGAGCCGCUCUCGACAUGAAUCGCGGGGAUCCAUUGACAGCACGUUGCAGGGACAGCAUAUUGCCGACAUUGUUGUACCCCCCGCCGGUGGUCUAGCUCGUAAGCUUACUAUUGGCAAGACAACUCCCCGGAGCGCUGGGAAAGCCCCUAUGGACCAGCCUCUUACCGGAGAAUCAUCAAUCCAGCAUGACUCCCGCAAUUCGACGCCUCGGGCACCAGAUUCGGCCACAUUGUUGCACCGCGAGGCAGCCACGCCACCGUUUUCGCCAACACCGGCCAAGACCUACCGGCAGCUCGGCGCAAGCCAAGGUGCUGUGCCAAAAUCUCUCCCGACUCCUCCACCUCAGACCAGAUCUGCCUCUGGGUCAAUGAUUGCUGAAGCAUCUCGCCUUUCUUCGUCCAUGGCGGCAUCGCCAUCCAAAGAAGUUAUUGUAAACCAGAGCGCCGCGGAAUUCGCAACUGGCUCUAUCGAACGGUUCCGGUCAUUUGCGAUCAAAGAGGCCUCAGCCGCAACAGACGCAGACCGAGUACGUCUCUUCUCCGAUUUCAUAGUCACCGAGUCCAGAAUUCGACGCGAGAGAUACUCGUCAGCUAUUGGGGCCAUGGGAUCCGAAAUCUUUGAUUUGAGCCGUGAUUUAUUCCGCCCGAUGAACUCCGCCCGACGAGAGUCGAUUAAUUCCCAGUCCCUAGGUGACUGGACUCCAGAGUCUUCGGAACCAAAUCGAUCUCACCGGGGUUCUGUCAGCUCUGUCCACCCUGCUGAAGACUCAUCGAGCUCAGCACCAGCAUCUGGCAGUCUCCCACCGUCUCCAGGGAUAAAGCAACCUCUCAACUGGGCCGGUACUGCAAACUACAUGCCCUCACUAUCUCCCAUUCUUAGCAUGAGCGUGAGUGACAAUCAUGAGAAUAGCUCACGUGGAAGACCCCCCAGCCGAUGGUGGGAGACGGAUUCAAACGGAGACCCGAACCGUGGUGGAUUUGAAAGAUCUAAACGCGAGUCCAAAUACAUGGGUGUUCCCAAGGACCAGUGGAUCGAAGAUGAGCAGAGUACUCCACACUAUGCGCCUGUAAGCGACCAAGGCUCUUCGUCAGAGUAUCCCCCGGAGAAGACGGGUUGGCAUGAUCAGGGAGAGGCAGUAUGGACCCCUCAACCGUCGAACACUUCUGUGGCCUCUACCCCGUCGACUGCGACAAACCGACAUGGGCUUUUGGAUGUUUCCCGAUUGGUCACAAUGCCACCGCCAUACCCAAGGCAUCAUCCAGCAGUGAAUAAUAACCACCCUGAGCUAACAUCAAUUCGCACAUCUGUACGGUCUUUGAGCGAACUGGCUGAUAUUGACGGAUCAAAAGAGAGAUUUGCUUCGAGCAGCCUCCGGCGCCGAGAGGAGGCUUCCAAGGCGGCAGGAGAGCGUCGCCUCGCGCUGAGGUCCAACCUGCAGAAAGAAAUCAACUUGGGAAAUUUGGGUUACGCUGAUGCCGCAGCGAUUGAAUCUGACUUUAACGAACAGGAGAAGGAUAAGAAGAAGGAGACGGAGAAGCUGGAAUACGAGCACUUCCAGAACCAAGUGGUAUUGCCGCUGAACGACAUUCUGACGGAGCGAAUUUCUCGAGCGACAGAGCUAUUCGACGACUUGGCACGUCACUUAUUCGACAGUAGCGAAAUCGAUGCCGACAUGCCCCAAGAAGAAGGAGACGACAAGCCGGAGCUGUUGGAGAAACUGACGCUCCUCAAAUGGAUCUUUGAGCAGCGCGAGUCUUUGCACCGGGCCAUUUACGACUUGCUAUCGGAUCGCAAUGCUCGCUAUCGUGACGUCGUGCUGACACCGUAUCGACUGUCUGGCAACACUGAGAAGCUCAAGUCGGCCGAGGGAUUUUUCAAAGAGGACGCAGAGAAGCGAGAAUACGCAUUUGCAAACGAGGUGCUGAAUCGGGCGCGUGAAUUCAGGUCCGUGAUGGAAGAGGCAGUUGCGCGUGGUAUCGAGCUACAGCUUUCGGCGUUUUGGGACAUUGCACCGCCGCUUUGCGGUCUUUUGGACACCAUCCCGAUGGAUCUAGAGGAUUUUGGUGUCCAUAUCCCGGCGUCAGAGUACGAGGAGAACCCGGCAUAUCACGAUCACCCGCUGCAGUAUCUUUACAGUCUGCUACUCCAUGCCGAAAAGAGCACCUAUCAGUUCAUUGAGGCGCACACAAACCAGCUGUGCCUUCUGCAUGAGGUUAAGGAGGCGGUUGUCAAUGCCAAGGCUCGCGUGCUUGCGACACAGCUUACUGAAGUGGAUGGCACACCCAUCCGACCUGAGGAUCGAGAGCUGCGAGCCAAGCAGAUGCGCGAGGUGGAGAAUCGCCGGCUGACGGAGGAUCUCAAAGAAAAAGUACGAGUCGUACAGGACCAGUGGAACAGCUCACUGGGAACAGCCAUGGCGGCAGUUAAGCAGCGGACUGGCGAGUGGCUGCUGCAGACGGGGGGAUGGGACGAGUCCCUGGAAGAUAACGGAGUUGGC
Molecule: messenger RNA, 3642 nt
Organism: Trichoderma virens Gv29-8
Lineage: Eukaryota; Fungi; Ascomycota; Sordariomycetes; Hypocreales; Hypocreaceae
Exons: 3
Source: RefSeq, a predicted model, not a curated record